AUGAAAUUUCCCUUUGUAUCCUCUCAAAACAAUCUCUCUGUUGAUAACAUCGGUGGUAAUCGCUACGAACCCAAAUCCGUUCUUGACAUUCGCCGGAGUCCGCCAAGUCCAUUAACCGGUAAUUCUUCGGACUUCAAUUCCAUUGGUUAUUACAAUACCGUGUUGUUAUCUUCGGAGGAACAGCUGCCGGUGGACAACUUUGAAAAUGGAAUGAUUAAUCAUCGUGAAGAAUGGGAUUCUGAUUCUCUCAUGAGAGAAUUAGGGCUUUAUGAUGAUUCCACAAAAACCGCUUACCCUCUUGAUCUUCCCGAGCUCCCGCCUUUUUUUCAGUCGGAUUUCGAAAGCCUUAAUCCGAAUUCGAACCAGAACCCCUUUGAUUUGAUGAGCCAGCAUGAUGAUGGAAGCGAGUUUGAUUUUAGGGACGAGUUAAUCCGGCUAGCUGAUUGCUUCGAAACCCAGUCUUUCCAGUUGGCGCAAGUGAUACUGGCGCGGCUCAAUCAGCUGUUGCGUUCACCCACCGGAAAAGCGCUUCAGAGAGCUGCGUUUUACUUCAAAGAAGCGAUUCAGUGUCUACUCACCGGAUCGAGUCGGAGCUUUCAGACAUGUAACUCGUAUGAAAUUGUACAGGUGAUUAAAGCGUACAAGACGUUCUCCAUCGUCUCGCCGAUUCCGAUGUUCUCCAGCUUCACCGCCAAUCAGGCGAUCCUUGAUGCAGUGGACGGUGCAAUGAUCGUCCACGUCAUCGAUUUCGACAUCGGCCUCGGCGGCCAGUGGGCAUCGUUCCUGAAAGCGAUUGCGGAGAAGGCGGAAGCUCGAAAGGUUAAUUCACCGGUGGUAAGAAUCACCGCCGUGGUUCCUGAAGAAUACGAACUGGAAUCGAGAUUGAUCAGAGAUAAUCUACACCAAUUCUCUUCCGAUCUAAAAUUCGUCACUGGAGAGAAGACAGCGGUUCUUCUGUCUCCCACGAUUUUCCGACGCAUUGGCGCCGGUUUCAUCAACGAUCUCCGGCAAGUUUCGCCGCACGUAGUAGUAUAUUUGGACGGCGAAUUGAAUGGAUCCGGAUCGUCGUUCUUCCGUCAAACAGUGAUCAACGGCCUAGAAUUGUACACGACGAUUCUAGAAUCAUUGGAGGCGGCAAACGUUGGUGGUGGUGUGACAGGAGGUGACUGGAUAAGGAAUAUCGAGAUGUUCGUGUUGCUGCCAAAAAUAAUCACGACGGUGGAGGAUGCAGGACGCCAUGUGACGCCGUGGAGGGAGGCGUUUGGUAGGGCCGGGAUGAGGCCGGUAGGGCUGAGUCGGUUUGCUGACUUUCAAGCGGAGUGUUUGUUACGGAGGGUACAAAUCAGGGGGUUCCACGUGGCAAAACAGCAAGGGGAGUUGGUGCUUUGCUGGCAUGAUAGACCGCUUGUUGCCACGUCAGCAUGGACUUUUUAG
Molecule: messenger RNA, 1434 nt
Organism: Lactuca saligna
Lineage: Eukaryota; Viridiplantae; Streptophyta; Magnoliopsida; Asterales; Asteraceae
Source: the annotation of a GenBank genome assembly